Molecule: messenger RNA, 1945 nt
Organism: Nicrophorus vespilloides
Lineage: Eukaryota; Metazoa; Arthropoda; Insecta; Coleoptera; Silphidae
Product: GATA zinc finger domain-containing protein 14-like
Exons: 1
Coding region: 242-1885 (547 amino acids)
Source: RefSeq, a predicted model, not a curated record
CCAAGGUUUCUGAGCGGCAGUCAUGCGGUUGAUGGCGACGGCGUUGCAAAUAUUGUAAAUACUGUUGGAAACGCGCUACAAAAAUUGGAUUAAAAUCGUUGAUGACGUCUCCAUUCCGAGAUUUCGCGUGACGCACAGGCGUAUAACUUAUUUGCAUCGGAUCGCUCUUCAUUGCAACUUGUGUAGCCCGCGAGGGCAGCCGUGAUAACUUUAUAGUUAACCUUUGAUAAGUGAACAAACAAUGAAGUGCUUUAAAUAUUUUAUAUUUUUAGCGCUGGUUCUCUUGGAAAUUGAAGCCAGGAGAAUCGGCGGAGGUGGUUCGAGGAGAACGGGAAGCAGCAGCAGCAGCAGUAGAACUCACAGUAGUUCCUCGUGGGGUAAUUCCAGGCCUAGACCUCAACCUAAUGUAGACCACGUGAGGUUGUCGUACGGGAGUAGCAGACCUUCAGCUCCGAAACCCAAACCUGUCGAACCUGCGAAACCAACGCAACAUAAUACUCAAACACACAACAACAAUAAGCCCAGUGCACCACCACCUAUUGGAUUUGAUAAUGUUAACAAGCAAAGUGCUACAAAUGUGAAUACUGCGCCCAAACCGAGCGCUCCAGGUGCUCCCGUAGGCUUCGAUAAUGUCAACAAGCAGACGGUCACUAAUCAACAAUCGGGAAAACCCAUUGGAUUCGAUAAUGCCAAUAAGCAAACCGUUACGAAUCAGCAAAAUUCUCAUCAACCGAGCGCUCCGAUUGGCUUCGACAACGUCAAUAAACAGACAGCAACGAACCAGCAGAACGCGCCGAAACCCAUUGGCUUCGAUAAUGUGAACAAAGCUGCAGCUGGUUCACCACCAGGUCAACCACCAAUUAACCAACAACAUGUUUCAACCAACCAGAAUGGACCACCACCGCCAUACAACCCGAACUAUAACCAACAUCCGCCACCGUACAGCCCUCACCCUCAAAAUCCUCCUCCGUACAGCGCUCACCCCCAAAAUCCUCCUCCCUACAGCCCACACGCUCCUAAUUACAAUCAAAAUCCAGGAUACCAUCCCAACCAGCCGCAUUACAAUAAUCCCAAUUACCCGCAGCAAGGAUAUCACCCGCAUCAACAAAACAAUUUUGGAUCGUAUCAACCUAACCAUUAUGGUGGAUCCUAUCAACCGCCAGGUACAAACAUCCAUUAUGGUCCUGUAACAUACGUCAAUGGAUAUCAAACUCCGUCCUACAGCUACGUACACGACAGAUCCGACAAUACUCUUCUAAGUUUAUACGUGGGAUAUAAAAUCGGUCAACUGUUCAGCCACUCGCAUUCAUCCGCUUUCUCCAGCCACACAUAUUACGUUCAUCAUUACCAUGACGAUAACAAACCACAGAGUGUACCGGCAAAGGUCAACGUCGAAGCAUCAACAAUAGUAACUUGCGAUCAAAACGUAGGGCUCCUCUGCAUACCCAACACUUCUCCAGUAUGCAUGUCGAACGGAACGAUCAUGUGCAUAACCGGCACUUCGGCUACGAUCCCAUGCAAGGAUAACGCUAAUGUGAACUGCGUCGAAAGUAAAAUUGAUUGCACGAACUCCACAACUCCUGGAUGUGGAAACGCAACCGAUAAAACAGCCGCUCUGAGCGUACCAUGCGUCUCCAGCGUGACCAUCGUCGGUGAUUUCAAAAUGAAUGCCAACUCUACAGAAACCACCCCGACGAUAGCCAAUACCACCGUAUCCGAAACAAGUAACGGCACCCACACGACGAUAUUUUGCGUCACUGUACUUGCUGUACCUAAAGAUGUAAACACUACAGCCCUGCCCGCUCCAAGUCCGCUGGCUAGUCCGGAAAUCAAGGAGCAAGCAUCAACGUUUUUCGGAAAUUUGCUCGAUCAUUUAUUCACUUGAAAGCAAUCUAGUAUAUAAAAUGUUGUCAUAAAUAUAUUUUAAAUAAAGUUUUUAACCGCU